AUGCACAACAGCCAUGACCGUCUCUGCUACUUCUCCUAUCGCUCCAUUAGGCCAAACUAAGCUUUUCAAGCCACUCAAAGUUGGUCGUUAUGAAUUACCACAAAGAAUCGCCUUUGCCCCAUCAACCCGUUGUAGAGCCACCUUCGACAACAUUCCUACCGAUUUGCAAUUACAAUACUACAAGGAAAGAGCACAAUAUCCAGGAACUUUAAUCAUUACUGAAGCUACCUAUUCUUCAGCCCAAGGUGGAUUAAAUCCACACAUUCCUGGUAUUUUCAACGAUGCACAAGUUAAAGCUUGGAAGAAGAUCAAUGAUGAGAUCCACGCUGCCAAGUCUUUGAGUUCGGUCCAAUUAUGGUAUUUGGGUCGAGUUGCCAAUCCUGUUCACUUAAAGAAUGCUGGAUUGCCUUUUGUUGCCCCAUCUCCAGUUUACUGGUCGGAAGAAUCCGAACAACAGGCCAAGGAAUGUGGUAAUGAAUUGAGAGAAUUGACUCUUGAAGAGAUUGACGACCUUGUCGAAAACACUUAUCCUCAAGCUGCCAAGAACGCUUUGGCUGCUGGGUUCGACUAUGUCGAAAUCCACAGUGCCCACGGUUACAUGCUUGAUCAAUUCUUAAACACCGCUUCCAACAAGCGUACUGAUCAAUACGGCGGUUCUAUUGAAAACCGCGCUCGUUUAUUAUUGAGAAUCAUCGAUAAGUUGAUUCCUAUCGUUGGAGCUGACAGAUUAGCCGUUCGUCUCUCUCCUUGGGCCCGUUUUCAAAACGUCGAUACUGAAGGUGAAGAAAUCCACAAGUAUAUCUUGACUGAGUUCCAAAAGAGAGCUGAUGAAGGAAACCAAUUAGCAUAUGUGUCCCUUGUUGAGCCCCGUGUUCAAGCCAGUUGGGAUGUUUCUGCCGAAGAUCAAAUUGGGUCCAAUGCUUUUGCUUCCAAGUACUGGAAGGGUGUAUUCAUGAAGGCUGGUAGUUAUACAUAUGAUGCUCCUGAAUUCAAGAGUCUUUUGACUGAUUUGGAAGACGACAGAACUUUCAUUGGAUUCUCGAGAUACUUUAUCAGUUGUCCUGAUUUAGUUCACAGAUUGAAGGAAGGUUUGAGCUUGACUCCUUAUGAAAGAGCUACUUUUUACACCCAAGACAACUGGGGAUUCAAUACUUGGAACAAAUUUGGUGAAAACAACCAAUGGAACGAAGAAGAGGAAACUAAGAUUGUUGGUAAGGCCCUUGCCUAGACUUAUUUAUAGAUAGAAUAUAUACCAGCCUUGUACGAUACGCUAAACAUAUGU
Molecule: messenger RNA, 1282 nt
Organism: Spathaspora passalidarum NRRL Y-27907
Lineage: Eukaryota; Fungi; Ascomycota; Pichiomycetes; Serinales; Debaryomycetaceae
Gene: OYE2
Product: NADPH dehydrogenase
Exons: 1
Coding region: 14-1228 (404 amino acids)
Molecular function (GO): NADPH dehydrogenase activity; FMN binding
Source: RefSeq, a predicted model, not a curated record